CCCCCCUCCCACCCCCCGGGCGGCUCCUGGCGUGUGCGGGGCGAGCCGCGGGGCCGCGCGGCGGGUGAGAUGCGCGCGAGGCAGCGGCGGCCCCGGGGGCAGCCGGCGGCGGGCGGGGCCGCGCAGGCAGAGUACAACGUUUCAAAAUGCUGGAGGUUAUCUGGGUGAACCUAGAGAUUACAUUUAAUGCGAUUGCGUCUUCAGAAAUUUUGCUCCUGCGUUUCAUGAGCUAAACUAUUUCACAAGGAUGAAAUCAGAUACCUUUGAGGAUCUCCAAGUUAACAACGUCCUGUGAAUUCAGAGAUUUUCUGAAGGAGGAGUAGAUUUCAUCAUAUAUGUGGACUUCGUUUGUUGCCCGAGGAUACAGUUUUCCCUUUUUUUGUUCUGAAAAGCUGUCUACAUGAAGAUGAGGUUGCAUCCAAGAUACAGCCUGGGGAAUUAGGUGAAAAAGGACACUGUUAAUGAGUUUACCAACAUUUUUUUCCAUUGGUGUUUCCAGAUUUUUUUGGUUGUUGUUUUUAAUACAGAAAUGAAGGACAAGUAUAAAACAGCAGAGCUGAUGUAUUUCUCUGAGGCCUUUGUGUAAGCCUCUGUUGUCUGGACCUGGUGCUAAAGGAAAAGCAAUCUGCUCUUGAUCAGCUGAUUGUGACUGUGGAACAGAACCUUUAAUUUAAAGUAACUUCCAGCUGAAAUUAUUUUACUCUCUGGCUUGCACAGGAUGAAAGGGAAAAUUAACAUGUUUUACCGGUCAGGGGCAUUUUACUGAACUACGAAAGGGAAAGUUAGGUUUUCCUAACUUCUAAUUUAAAACCAAGAACUGACAACAUUUUUCUUAGAAUUUGACUACUAGGCAGAUCUCGACAGUUUAAAGCAAGUCAGAUGUCAGCAAACGACUCUUCUCCCCCAUCCUUACAGAAGUUUUCCCCACCCACGUGUCAUGCUGCUGCACAACAAACCCCAACGUUGUCUUCAAGUCCCCAGUCGGGGCUCUCCAGUCGGCUCUCCAAUGGCAGUUUCAGCACGCAGAGCCUCACAAACUCCAGGGGCUCUGUGCACGGGGUCUCAUUCCUUCUGCAGAUCGGUCUCACUCGAGAGACUGUCACCAUUGAAGCUCAGGACCUGUCCCUCUCUGCUGUUAAAGACCUCGUGUGCUCUAUAGUUUACCAGAAGUUCCCAGAGUGUGGUUUCUUUGGCAUGUAUGACAAAAUUCUCCUCUUCCGGCAUGACCUGAACUCAGAUAAUAUUUUGCAACGGAUUACAUCAGCAGAAGAGAUACACGAAGGAGAUCUUGUUGAGGUUGUUCUCUCUGCUUUGGCUACAGUUGAAGAUUUCCAGAUUCGUCCUCAUGCGCUUUAUGUGCACUCCUACAAGGCUCCUACUUUUUGCGACUACUGCGGAGAGAUGCUUUGGGGUUUGGUACGACAAGGGCUGAAAUGUGAAGGUUGCGGGUUAAACUACCAUAAGCGAUGUGCCUUCAAGAUCCCAAAUAACUGUAGUGGAGUGAGGAAGAGGCGUCUGUCUAAUGUGUCUUUACCAGGAGCAGGGCUUUCAGUUCCAAGGCCAGCACAAGCUGAAUACACGGCCUCUGCCUCUGAAGAACGCUGCUGCCCAGAACCUAGUAAAAGGAUUCCCUCUUGGAGUGGCCGUCCCAUCUGGAUGGAAAAAAUGGUGCUUUGCAGAGUGAAGGUUCCUCACACCUUUGCUGUUCACUCUUAUACUCGUCCCACCAUAUGCCAGUAUUGCAAACGGCUCCUCAAGGGCCUUUUUCGCCAAGGAAUGCAGUGUAAAGAUUGCAGAUUCAAUUGUCACAAACGUUGUGCAUCUAAAGUGCCUAAAGACUGUCUUGGAGAGGUGACUUUCAAUGGAGAACCUGCUAGCCCAGGCCAGGAUUUGGACAUGCCAAUGGAGGUUGAUAGCAGUGAAAUGAACAGUGAUGGUAGCCGGGGUCUUGAUGACACCGAGGAGCCCUCUCCUCCAGAGGACAAAAUCUUCUUUAUGGAUCCAUCUGACCUUGAUGCAGACAAAGAUGAGGAAGCUGUCAAAACCAUCAGUCCCUCAACAAGCAAUAAUAUUCCUCUCAUGAGAGUUGUACAGUCCAUCAAGCAUACAAAGAGGAAGAGCAGUACAAUGGUGAAGGAAGGAUGGAUGGUCCACUAUACUAGUAGAGACAAUCUGAGAAAAAGACAUUACUGGAGACUGGACAGCAAAUGCCUCACACUGUUUCAAAAUGAAUCUGGAACAAAAUAUUACAAGGAGAUUCCACUUUCAGAAAUUCUCCAGGUGACUCAGCCUCGAGAUUUUUCAAACGUGGUGCAGGGCAGCAACCCAUACUGUUUUGAGAUCAUCACUGACACGAUGGUGUACUUUGUUGGCGAAAACAAUGGCAGCAGUCAUCACAGUCCUGUUCUUGCUGCCACCGGAGUUGGACUUGACGUAGCUCAGGGCUGGGAGAAAGCCAUUCGUCAGGCUUUGAUGCCAGUCACUCCUCAAGCUAGCGUUUGCACUGCAGCAGGACAAGGAAAAGAUCACAAAGAGUUAUCCCUAAGCAUCUCUGUUUCAAAUUGCCAGGUCCAGGAGAAUGUGGAUAUCAGCUCUGUGUACCAAAUAUUUGCUGAUGAAGUGCUGGGUUCCGGUCAGUUUGGUAUAGUAUAUGGAGGAAAGCACAGGAAGACUGGAAGAGAUGUAGCUAUCAAGGUCAUUGACAAGAUGAGGUUUCCAACUAAGCAGGAAAGUCAGCUUCGUAAUGAAGUAGCCAUUCUCCAGAAUUUGCAUCACCCUGGGAUUGUGAACCUGGAAUGUAUGUUUGAAACCCCAGAACGGGUCUUUGUUGUGAUGGAAAAGCUGCAUGGUGAUAUGCUAGAGAUGAUUCUCUCCAGUGAGAAAAGUCGACUUCCAGAACGAAUAACUAAGUUCAUGGUCACUCAGAUACUUGUUGCUUUGAGGAAUUUACACUUCAAGAAUAUUGUGCACUGUGAUUUAAAACCAGAAAAUGUACUACUAGCAUCAGCAGAGCCAUUCCCUCAAGUAAAGCUGUGUGAUUUUGGCUUUGCUCGUAUCAUUGGUGAAAAAUCUUUCAGGCGCUCUGUGGUGGGGACACCUGCGUAUCUUGCCCCUGAAGUGCUCAGGAGUAAAGGUUACAAUCGCUCUCUGGACAUGUGGUCGGUUGGAGUUAUUGUCUAUGUGAGCCUUAGUGGUACAUUCCCAUUUAAUGAAGAUGAGGAUAUAAAUGAUCAGAUUCAAAAUGCAGCAUUUAUGUACCCACCAAAUCCUUGGAAGGAAAUUUCUAGCGAAGCCAUUGAUUUAAUAAACAAUUUGCUUCAAGUGAAGAUGAGGAAACGUUUCAGUGUUGACAAAUCCCUUAGUCACCCGUGGUUACAGGAUUAUCAGACUUGGCUUGACCUCAGAGAAUUUGAAACACGCAUCGGAGAGCGUUACAUUACCCAUGAGAGUGAUGAUGCACGCUGGAAAGAACAUGCGUAUGAACACAACCUUGAGUACCCCCAGCAUUUUAUUAUGGCUCCUAACCCAGAUGACAUGGAAGAAGACCCUUGAUUUAUUUGUUUUGCUGAAUUCCAGCACAGAUGAACACUCCAGACAGAAACUGAAGAUAAGUUUUGGAACAACUGUCGCUCUUUCUGAAUGUUGUACACACAGCGCAGUGUACAAAGUCUCAGAGGAUCCUGCAUUGACUUGGGGAUAGACUGUCACCCAACAAGCUUUACUCCAUCUCUGACUUAAACUCUGAGUAGUUACUGGACAGUGAGAUAAGCCCCGUUGGGUAACAUUACACCAAGUUGUAUGGCUACAGAGCCAUUACCGAAGUGGAAUGUGUACAGAUUGAAUGGUUUGCGUGUUUUUCCUUUUUUUUUUUUUUUUUUUGUAGCCUACACAGUAAGAAUUUUGUAAUGGUUUCCUAAUCCCUAUUUAGUAGGCCAUAGAGGACUGUUUUCUGUUACUUAGAUACAUCUCCCAUUUCUUAGACUGCAUUGUGAAAAGACGUUGUGUAAGGAAAUCAGUGCAGAAUACCUUGGCUAAUAGCAGAACGUGUUUUAGGGUUGAAUAUGGCUUCAGAGAUGAAGGAGUAAUUUGCUGCUGUUAAGACAGUUACGUUAUGUCUGUCUUUGCCCUAACUGAACUUUUUCCAGAUACCAAAAAAAAAAAAAAAAGAAAGAAAAUCCUGUAACUUCUUACAUUCCUCUUGAAAUGCUGACUGACAAUCUAAAGAGACGACAAUCAAAGCUGUGCUAGUCCUUUAUUUUGUCUUGAAGAGCAAUAAGCCACAACAGUGUGUUGCUGUGCAAGGCUGGCACAUGUCGUAGAUGCACACCAAAGGCAUUUGGCCUUAAAACCACACAAGCAGUGCAGAGAGAGCGCGAGACUUAAUGUAGCAUAUCCUUUCACUCUGGAAAAAGUUUCUAGCAGAAGGAUGUGGAAAAAUAGGGAAAAAUACAUGCAGCUUUCUUCUGUUGUUUUUCAAUAACUAAAUUGAAAAUUUUUAUAGUAUUUUUCUAAUUUUUUUAAGGUUCCCUGGAUUUGCAUCAGGACUAGUUCGUAGCCUGCUAGCUUAUACCUUAAUUCUGUUCUAAACCUAGGUGUGACAAAAUUACCUGUUGCUUCUGCCAGGGCAGCUGGACUGUAAGAGAAAGGGCUCUGCCUUCCAAUCUUUACCUGCAGCCCCUCCUAUUCUCUUCACUGUGCUCAGCUUUGUUGUUCUGAGCUGAAAGAAGAAUCCAAAACCAACUUCUAAUUCAGUUUUUUUUGCAGAUGCUUUGCUUGAUGGAUUCCCAGCCACUUACGGGACUUUGUGGCACAAUUGAGAGGAAGCAGCAAUGAUCUUUGGAAAUGAUUCCUUAGGAGGAUAGUGUAACAAAAUUCUUCGUAUUUCAAGGAGGUUUGAAGCCUUGGAUGAUAAGCAGAUAGAGUUUUUUUGUUUUUUUUUUUUUUUUUCUUUUUCCCCAUCCUGUUUAAAAAUGGGAAAAAAUUGAAAUCUUUUGUGCGGGAACAACUGAUCUGUGCUGCUGGAAGGUGCUGGAUUGGCUGUACGUAUCCCUGGUGUGCCAAGCUGCUUAACUGGAGCUUGGUUUAAAAUACUUUUUAAAAUACUGAUACAGGCUUGAACUGCAAAGGUAGUAGGCGACCUUGGGGUAGCUCCUUUCUCUCCUAACAAAUUUUUUUUUGUGUAUGUAGAUGAGUAUUAUUUUUUCUCCCUACUGUUGUUCAGGUAAGGAAAUAGGUGAGCAGAUGUUUUCUAAGCUGUUAGAAACCCGUAACAUUUUAGAAUUCUGGGGCUGGCAGCUGUUUGCAGUCACUGAACUGGCAGUAAAGGCAGCAGCAGCUGCAGAAGUAUGUGCCCGUGGGCAGGUUUGGGUCUUGAACCCACCCUUCCUUUUCUGGUUGCCCUUAAUCUAACUGCUACCACAUUUUGUAUGUAUCUGAGUUGAUUAAAGCUGAAGCUUGGUUUCCCUGUUAGGAUACACCGAGCUUUGCACAAAACUUUUGGUGCAGCCUGCAUAGCAGUUUCUACAGCCGCCCAGGUGCAGAGCGUUCCCACCCGUCCUGCCAUCCUGCCCUCUCUCCCAGCAUGUGUUUUUCUCAGGUUUGUGCAGGGGACUUGCCUGAUGGCAGCCUGGUCCGUGCCACUCCUGCACUGGGGAGUCAUGCUUCCCCUUUCACGCUGUCAGAGCAAUAUAAAGGAAUUCAAAAGGGGCAGAAUUUGUCCCUUAACCUUGCCAUUGUGUUAAGGUGAAGCUUUGGGACUGAUUCUUCUCAGACAGGCACUAUUUUUUUAAUCUAUAGAGACAGAACAAUCAUCGAUGAAGUUGGUAGUCUAGUAUUGGCCCAGGUGGCAAGGGAAGCAGUGUUUUUUUUUUUUUUUCUAACUUUUACCACCCAAGUGACCAAAUUUCGGUGAAGCCAUUGCUAUCUUCCAACUGUAAUAGUGUAGAUACAGUUUGGUUUUAAGCUUCAGAUUUCGAACCUGAGCUGUCACUUCAGGUUUUCCUUCCUUUUAUUUUUAAGGGAGGAAAAAAGCCAGCUCAGUUGCUUGAAAAGCACAAUGCAGAAGAAGGGGGUACAAUUAAAAAAAAAUAAAAGGCCUGGCUGAUGUCUCUCCCCAUGAAGUCUGCUCUGUGCUUCAAGAAGUUAUAUGCGCUAUUUAUUCUUAAGUUGUAUUUAAAAAAUAAAAAAAUAAAAAGCUGUUGGCCUUUGGAGUGGAUUGCCUGACAAUAUAUGCAGACUUGUGGGGCCAGACAAUAGAAGCCACAAGCUAGUAGUACAAGAACCACAAAAAAUCAGAUACCCACCAGAAGUAAACUUUCUUCACUGAUGGAUGAAAAUAGCUGACUUUUUUUAUUCCCUUUUUUCUACAUUUACUGCAACCUUUGACAGCAGUAGGUUAUAGUGUUUAAUAUCCUUAUCCCUAGAUGAAUUAAGUUGCGUUCAUUCAAUAGUGCUAUGAUGAUGCUAGAAAAAAGCUCAUGUAAAAUUUUAUAGCCUCAAAAGGACACUGUCAAGUACUUUUAUAUUUUUAUACAUCCCGUUGUUUGUAAAUAUCCUCUGAUAAGCUUGAAAAUAAAAUUUAUUUCCCUAUCA
Messenger RNA from Anas platyrhynchos (mallard), 6591 nucleotides. It is a transcript of the gene PRKD3, whose product is annotated as protein kinase D3. Gene Ontology annotation, molecular function: ATP binding; protein serine/threonine kinase activity. NCBI's taxonomy places the organism in Eukaryota, Metazoa, Chordata, Aves, Anseriformes, Anatidae. Gene Ontology annotation, cellular component: cytosol. Gene Ontology annotation, biological process: phospholipase C-activating G protein-coupled receptor signaling pathway; intracellular signal transduction; protein phosphorylation. The record is from RefSeq and is a predicted model, not a curated record.